AUUAGCGAUGGCUGAAUUUUCUUAUAUAAGGGCUUCACUACUUCUAUUCCAGCAUCACCAUUCACCAUCUUCCCUUCCUCUCUGUUUACAUAGACCUCUCUACAAUUCGUUUCCAUUCAAUUUUGUCCAAAGCAAAGCAUGUUUUCGUCUCACAAAGCAUCAACAAUGCUUGCACUUUCAUUAUUCAUGGCUUCAGUAAUGACCGCAGCUGCUGGAAACUUUCUCCAAGAGGUCGACAUCACUUUUGGUGGUCCACGCGCCAAUAUAUACGAUGGAGGCCGACACCUCACCCUCUCGCUUGACAAAGGUUCAGGGUCUGGUUUUCAAUCCAAGAAGGAGUACCUAUUUGGAAGGUUUGACAUGCAAAUCAAGUUGGUGCCUGGAAACUCUGCUGGCACCGUUACCACCUUUUAUUUGUCUUCUCAAGGCCCAGGACACGAUGAGAUUGACUUCGAAUUCUUAGGCAAUUCAUCUGGAGAUCCAUACACACUUCACACCAAUGUGUACACACAAGGAAAAGGAAACAGGGAACAGCAAUUUCACCUUUGGUUUGAUCCUACAAAGACGUUUCACACAUACUCCAUCGACUGGAGUCCUGAAAGCAUCAAGUUUUUGGUAGAUAACAUUCCCAUAAGGGUGUUCCGAAAUUGGGAAACAAUUGGCAUUCCAUACCCAAAAAGCCAACCCAUGAGAGUUUAUUCAACUCUAUGGAAUGCAGACGAUUGGGCAACAAGAGGAGGACUAGUGAAAACCGAUUGGACAAAGGCCCCUUUCACUGCAUCGUAUAGAAAUAUCAAUGUCAAUGCAUGUGUCGUGUCAUCUGGGUCAUCAUCUUGCGGCUCCAAGUUUACCAAUUCCAUGCAAGGUGGAAAACAGAAUGAAGUAUUAGAUGCCAAGACUAGGAAUAGAAUGCGAUGGGUGCAGUCCAAAUACAUGAUUUAUAAUUACUGCACCGACUUUAAAAGAUUUCCUCAAGGUGUUUCAGCUGAAUGCAAGCGCUCAAGGUUUCUGUGAUAGAUUGCAAGCCAUCUCGAGACAGUCCAUGAUUGUUUUCUGGUUCCUAUUUCUUGGAUCAUCAUUUCUAAGUCCGUAAAUGUAAUUCUUUAUUCUUUUAUUUUAGUUAUUUAUUUAUUUAUUUUUAUAUUUUUUUGCAUACAAUGAACAAAUAAAAUCCCAUAGUUCUUUUCACUUCUUGAUUUUCAUUAGUACCAAUUCCUCAAUCCAUGCAUUUCCACUCCCAAACGCAUGGAUUCUCUCGCUGCCUCUUUAUCAGACACCAAUAGCCAACAAUGAUUUUAAUACCCGCAAAUUUGCAGACUAAUAAAAAACCCAAGACCUCUAGUCCAUAUGUGACUUGCAAAAUGCUUAAGACAGGGGUAUCCUGCCCCAUGGCUUUGGAAGGGAGAA
This is a messenger RNA of Cucurbita moschata (crookneck pumpkin), 1407 nucleotides long. Its product is annotated as xyloglucan endotransglucosylase/hydrolase 2-like. Gene Ontology annotation, molecular function: xyloglucan:xyloglucosyl transferase activity; hydrolase activity, hydrolyzing O-glycosyl compounds. NCBI's taxonomy places the organism in Eukaryota, Viridiplantae, Streptophyta, Magnoliopsida, Cucurbitales, Cucurbitaceae. The transcript has 3 exons. The record is from RefSeq and is a predicted model, not a curated record. Gene Ontology annotation, biological process: xyloglucan metabolic process; cell wall biogenesis. The coding region runs from base 139 to 1014 and encodes 291 amino acids. Gene Ontology annotation, cellular component: cell wall; apoplast.